CGGGUAGGGUUGUGAGGUAACUGAGCUCACCAAACUUCUUAGACCUUCGCGCUCCCUCUCCUCUUUCCUUCCAUCCUACUCCAAUCCAUUCCAUAAUGCCCCUCAAUAUCCUCAUCAGCGGCGGCGGAUGCGCUGGUCCCACCCUCGCCUUCUUCCUUGCCCGCACUAACCACCACAUUACAAUCAUCGAACGCUAUCCCGCCCUCCGCGCCACCGGAGCUCAAAUCGACAUUCGAGCGCAAGGCAUCCAAGUCCUGCGCCGCAUGGGUCUCCUCUCCACCAUCCGUUCCCACCUGGUUGACGAAGCCGGUGUCGCGAUGGUGGAUGCGGGGGGUAAUGUCAAAGCCACAUUUUUAGCGAAUAAGAGCGGGAAGGGUGCACAGAGUCUGACAUCCGAAUAUGAGAUUAUGAGGGGGGAUUUUGUGAGGGUUAUGUAUGAGGCGACGAGGGGGUAUGAGAAUGUGCAGUAUGUGUUUGGGAAGGCAGUGGAGGGGUUUGAACAAGAUGAGGAUGGAGUGAUGGUGAAGUUUUCGGAUGGAAAGAUAAAGAGGUUUGAUGUUUUGGUUGGGGCUGAUGGGCAGGGCUCGCGGAUCAGGAGGGCGAUUUUGGCGGAUGGGGAUAGAGAUGGGGGACAGGAUCCGAUCAAACGGUUGGGAUUGUAUAUGGCCUAUUGGUUCGUUCGUCGCGCAGAAAUCGACAAUAAUAUCCGGAAGCGUAUUUUAGUCUUAAAGUCAACGCAGAUGCGGAUUCUGAAGAAUUGCGGAGUUUGCCUAGAGCGACGAUCGAAACGCAAAAGGCGUUUUGGACCCAGAAGUUCCGCGGAGGGGGGGUGGGAGACAGACAGGUUGAUCGAGGGAAUGCAGACGACAGAGAAUUUUUAUUGUCAAGAAGUCGUUCAGAUUCGCACGGAUACGUGGUCGAGAGGUCGCGUCGUGCUGCUCGCCGAUGCGGCGCAUUGUCCCUCGCCGAUCACGGGCAUGGGGACUACGAGUGCGUUGGUGGGCGCGUAUGUGUUGGCUGGCGAGAUCAACAGACACCCUGAGGACCUGCAGAAGGCGUUUGAGAAUUAUGAUGCUGUGCUCCGGCCGUUUGUUGAGGAGAUACAGAAGUUUAAUCCUGCGUUGUUGAGGCUUGGGUAUCCGGAGACUUGGUUUGGGAUUACGAUGUUGCAUUUCGUUGCGGCCGUGCUGGAGUUUUUGAGGAUCCCGCAGCUUGUUACGAGGUUUUCGAGGGAGGAAAAGGGCGGGUGGAGACUGCCCGAGUAUCCCGAACUUAAGCUAGACAAGGAGAUUUGAGGUGAAGAAGGGUGUUGUGGCCGGCGUUUGUGUCUGUCCAAGUCAAGAUCAAUCUGAGAGACGUGGGGUGCUGGCUCACUUUGGACGACAUAUGAAUAUAGUCGGCCCAAUGAAGCGAAGCGUAGAUAUAACAGCUGGUAUAGAGCGCAAGCGCAUCGGGGUCCCUGAAAGAACGGCCCAGUAAAGCGUUGAAUGGAAGGGUAUGGGCGAAGAGAAUGUGUCCAGUAGCCAUGGGUGAUUGAGGGCGUCUUUCGCAGAGCUACAGCUGUUGUUCAGCAUAAUUUCAAGGGAUAUGAGUAGCGAAGACUGUACACGAGCUACUUAGUCCAUUCUACUCAAUAUCAGCAUACUCAUCUAUGCUUAAUUU
Messenger RNA from Lindgomyces ingoldianus, 1662 nucleotides. RefSeq names its product putative monooxygenase. The record is from RefSeq and is a predicted model, not a curated record. Lineage: Eukaryota; Fungi; Ascomycota; Dothideomycetes; Pleosporales; Lindgomycetaceae. Gene Ontology annotation, molecular function: FAD binding. The coding region runs from base 96 to 1295 and encodes 399 amino acids. The transcript has 3 exons.